AUAUUUAUGUAUGGAGGAGUUCAACGGGGGGAGACAGUUAAUGUUAACUUUUAGUCUGUCGCCGCCAUUAUACCACCGAAGAAGCGUAUCCCGCCUUCUAUCUUCGGUAUUUUCUUCUUCUUCUUCUCCUUGGUACUACAAACUAUGGAGGCAACGUCAGUGUACAUGUGCUUCCCCUGCUACCAGGAGUUCAACACUCUUGAAGAGGUACUCAAACACCAGUUAACGUGCACUGCUGAUGAGGAACAGCCAAACACAUCCGGAGCCACCCCUGUUACUUUUCCAGUGCUACAGGCUCAGCAACAGGUAAUAAAUAUAUCAAGAACAGUUGCAGUCACACAGAUUCAAGGCCAAGCAGGACAUUCUUCUGUGCUACCUGUUAAGAAUAUAUUAAAUCAGUGUGGAGCCAGAACUCCAAAGCUGUCAUCAGACCAGCCCAGAAUCCUCUAUCAGUGUGGGGACUGUGAUGAACUUUUCAAGACCCUGGACCUUUGGCAGCAACACCGUAAAGAAGGGACAUGUCAGCAGUCCACCUCUGGGAGCAAGUCAGAUUUUACUUCACAGCCCGAGGCAGAGACUUCCUUAGCUCAGAGCUCCACUUCAACUCUAAAUCCUAAAGAUUCUUAUCUCUCAAAGACUCAAACUAGCAAGAAACCUAAGCCAGAACCAGUGGAGGACGUUGUAACAGACGAAGAGAAGCUGCCUGUUGCCGAGGCCUCUUCAGCUCAGAACUCUGAUCCUCCUGUUUUCGAGGUGACGGCUGCGACAUCAAAUCCAGAGGAUUCGUCUGCCAAGAAAAGAGGGGCAAACAAAAAGCCUAAGCCUGAUCCGGUUCUUCUGUGUGUGGACUGUGGCUCAUGCUUUGGCCUGGUGUCUGAACUAGUGGCCCACCGCAAGACCCAGCACGGCUUUGAGGAAGCCCUGCACCGCUGCUCUGUGUGUGGGGAGUGCUUUCUAAACACCACCCUGUUUCUCUACCAUCGCAAGCAACACCGGCAGAAAGGUGAGGAAAAAGUGGGAGCUGUUGCUGAAGCAGCAUCAGAGGACAUUUGUACCCAGAGCAAUGGAACUGAUGAACAGGAGCAGGAUGCCACUCCCUCCACCACCAGUGUGACCUCCACUUUCACACAGCCAGAGUUGUUUAUGUGCACCCAGUGUGGGGAGAGCUUCAGCGAGGAGGGAGAACUAGUUACUCAUCGUAAGCAGAAUCAUGGCCUGAAGGAGCCACUACACAGUUGCUCCCAUUGUGAUAUGAGCUUUAUGAAUACCACCCAGUACCUGUACCAUCGCCGUGAGCAUUGUAUUACAUCAGGGAAAGAAGUGGUAGAUAUAGCUGAAACUGCUGAUGAGACAGCUAAAGCUGAAACCCAGGAUACCUCACAGAGCUCAAAGCGGCUGCGUUCCCCCCCUGCCUCGGCUAGUGAGUCAAGUUCACCUCUUUCUAAGAGAAAGCGGCCCAUUUUCAGGAUCCUGAGUGGUACCAGCGCACUCAAAGGAAAAAAGGGUUCUAGUGUCAAAGAAGAAUCAGAGGGCAGCACUGCAGCAGACUCAGACAGCACCAACCACCCUCUGCCUGCCAAACUGAUGCAGGACUGGGCUCGCACGCCGCUGCCCCACGUUUGCCCUUACUGUGGCAAAACCUUCACCCGACGCGUUUUCCUCCGCACUCAUGUGUACAGCCACACUGGAGAAAAGCUCUUCACAUGCAAGGUGUGCACAAAGUCCUUCAGUAACUCCCAGAGCCUGCUGCGCCACAGCAUGAGCCACACAGGCGCCAAGCCCUUCAGCUGCGAUGUUUGUGACAAGAACUUCUCCCAGGCAGCCACCCUGAAGAGACAUCAACGCAUUCACACAUCAACAGAGCCACGGCGCAAGCGUGGACGAAAGCCGGUGUGUACUUUGGACAGUGAGGGAUCUGCUCAUCUGUUCCCUUGUCCUCACUGCCCGUCACGCUUUAACACGGAGGAUCAACUUAACCAUCACAAACUGCUCCACACCAGCCACCCGUUCCCUUGCCCUGAAUGUGGAGCGGCCUUCAAACGCAGGAAAGACCUGGACCUGCACUCCCUCACUCAUCAGGACAAGGAGCCAGCGAACUGCCCUCACUGUUCAUCACAGUUUGUGAACCAGGCAGUGCUGGAAAUCCACCUGCAGCGCUGUCCAACUUCUGAGGAGGAGAGGAACACUGGCCGUGGACGGGGGCAGGGGCGGGGACGAUGCACCGGGCAGAUUGAGUGUGACCUAUGUGGCCACCGUUGCAUGACCCAAGAGGGCCUCGACCUUCAUCGGUUAUCCCACACAGGCCAGACACCUCUCAAAUGCCCAGUGAGGCCUUGCCGCCGCCGAUUUACCUCCAACGGUGCCUUGGAGGAACAUGUGCUGGCCCAUAUCCAAGGGACGCUCAGCAAGUCCAAAAACCAACCUCGCUUCCACUGUCAGAUUUGCCAGAAGGAAUUUGCCUACAAUUCCACCUUCAGUGUUCACAUGAGGACACACACUGAUGAGAGGCCCUUUGAGUGCACCAAAUGUGGCAAGCGCUUCCGCCAGCUGCCCCACCUUCAGGACCAUGAGCGGAUCCACAGUGGCCUGCGUCCUUUCUGCUGCUGGAUUUGCGGUAAGAGUUUCAGCGUGGCUGCCCGUCUCACCGAGCACGCCCGCACCCACAGUGGCGAGAAGCCCUACCCCUGUCAUCACUGCCCUGCAGCUUUCCGAUCUCGUUCUAACCUGGAUAAACACAUCCGGCUACAUGGAGAGCUGCCUGAGGAAACCGCCGAGCAGGUGGCACAGGCAGCUGAGGCCGCCCAGGUCCAGAAGGUGCUGGAGGGGGCCAAGGUGCUGUCCUCUCUGGCCGCCGCAGGAGAGGCUGAGUCUGGCUCUGUGCAGACAAUUUAUGUCCUGCAGGGGGGCGAAGGAGGCACAGACACUGUCAUGAUCCCAUCUGAUCAGCUCAGUGGCAUGGAGGGAACAUCGCAAGUCGUCAUCCUGCCCACGUCUGUUCUGGGAGCUCAGACCAUUACAGUCCCCACUAUCACCAUGGAUGGAAAUGAAAUCACCAUGGUGGAGGCGUCACCGCAGCACGCCAUUGAGUUCAUAGUGGAGGAGACUGUAUGAAGGCAGUUCAGAAAUUUUUGUGGAAAGGAGAACAUGGUUUAGACAGAGUGAAACGUUUGUUGAGAACAUCAAUGUUGAUGGAGUGAACAGUUUGGUAAUUAAAGGGUGUGCAGUUGUUACCUUUAUAUGAAUAUAGUUUGAUAGGUUUCUAAGCCAGUUUAAAUAAAGGUCUCCUCCUGUGAACAGUCAUUUAAUAACAUUGUUGAAACAGUAUAAAAAGUAGUGAAACUAGGGAAGAAAUGCUCAGGAGAGGAGACUGUACCGUAGAUUAGUCAUUUGGGAAAAGGUUGGAGAAUUUGUUCUUGAUUGUAUUUACAGCCCUUGUUCAUAAGGGUAAGACUGGCAGUGGCCUGUGAAAUGUCUUCUGCUUUCUUCACAAUAAAAAGCUUCAGCUUUCA
Molecule: messenger RNA, 3509 nt
Organism: Monopterus albus (swamp eel)
Lineage: Eukaryota; Metazoa; Chordata; Actinopteri; Synbranchiformes; Synbranchidae
Gene: znf574
Product: zinc finger protein 574
Exons: 10
Coding region: 145-3111 (988 amino acids)
Biological process (GO): regulation of transcription by RNA polymerase II
Cellular component (GO): nucleus
Molecular function (GO): DNA-binding transcription factor activity, RNA polymerase II-specific; RNA polymerase II cis-regulatory region sequence-specific DNA binding
Source: RefSeq, a predicted model, not a curated record